UACUUUUCUACCACGCUGUUUGACAGUUGACGCAAACGUCAAAACGUUCUUUCCUUUUCACAACAUCACAACAUAACCCUCGAUUUAAAUUCAAAAUUCUUAGUGGAGUAAUCACAAAAAAAUUCUCAAAAUGUUCAAAAAACCUCUUAGAAUCAAAGCUAAUAAUCCAGUCAAAGCAUCAGAAAGGAAGCAGUUUAAAGAAAAACUGUUGAAGGCAUUUCCGAAACUUAGUAAUACUGAUUUGGAUGACUUAUUGUGCAAGAAAAAUAUCCUGAAUCAGCUGAAAGUGGUCACGCACGAUGAUAAUGUGCUACAAGUUUAUACCAUACAAAAACAGCCAGUGAUUUUUGAUGUUAGGGGAAUUGUAUUCCCAACAGUUUUCUUACUCUGGAGAUUCCCUGAUAUGUUAGAGUGCUUCACAACUCACGAUAACGUUAUGACUUACAUAAGAUCUGGAGCAGAUCUCAUGCUACCAGGGGUUGUAACACCACCUUCAAAUACUAACCUGCCAAAAUAUGGAAAUGUCCAAGAGAAUGAUAUUGUUUAUGUGAACUUUACUACCAAUAGAGCAGCUAUAGCAGUUGGAACAGCUUGCCUCUCAUCAGGAGGUUUUAUUUUAGCAAAUGGCAAAGGAAAGUGUGUUACAAUCUAUCAUUGCUAUGGCGACUACUUGUGCAACUUGGAUAUAUCAGAUACUGUUAAGAUACCAUACCUAGGGCUCCCAAAGUGGUUGAAGGUUCAAGACUAUGAGACAGACUUUCCUGAGCUAGGAAGGGUAAGCAUUUCAAAGCAAGAUUCUGCUUCUCAGACCAAGAGAAGCAAGAAUUUGAUUUACGAAAGGCCUAGCACUGACACCAUUGUAUUGGAGGACCUAGAAACAGUAGAGUGUCAGGCUGAAGAAAACAAAGAAGUGACACCUGAAGAAAUGGAUGAAGUAAUAACGUACUGUUUUUUGGGAGCUUUGAAAUAUGCUAAAAAUGUCACCUUACCAGUAUUAACAUCGAAUUUCUAUAAGUUACAUAUGCUGCCACUAUGUCCUCCAGACAAAAGCAUGGAUAUUAAAAAGUCUACAUUCAAGAGGUUGAAGGUAUUCUUGGAAAAAAUGGAGAAGGAAGCACUUAUAACAAUAAGAGAGAUCAAAAAGGGUGUUGAAGCAAUAGUAUAUAUAAAUAGGGAUCACCCAAAGUAUACAGCUUUCUACAUUCCCCCUGAAAACAGAUAUAAGAAAGAAGACAAAGAAAAUUAUGACUCUAAAACUGAUGUUACUGAAGCUUAUAUUGUGAAUGCCAAAGUUCUUCCUAUAUUCCUUCCAGAGGGAUAUGUGAGAGAAGACACUGUACCAGUUCCAGUGAUUCGAAAUUGUGUAGUCAAAUAUGUGAAAGAGUUGAACUUGCAGUGUGAAGAUAACCCCAAACUCAUCAAGCCAAAACAAAUCAUGGCUGAUAUCUGCAAGACUGAAAACCCUGUCACAUGGGAGGAAGCUAUAGAAUCUGUCUGCCACAGUAUGAAGAGCUGUUUCAAGGUCAAGUCAGCCCAAGGGUUAGAACUAACGAGUAAAGGCAAGAUUAGCCCAAUUACAAUGACUGUGUCAACAAGAUCUGCGAAUAAGAAAGUAACCCUAGUAGACAAUUUGGAACUGUUUGGUAUCAAUAUGACAGAGUUUGCCAAAGAAUGCCAACAUGGCGUGGCUGCCAGCACAAGUAUUAGCAAACCACCAGAUAAGAAAAAUGAGCAACUGCUUGUUCAAGGAAAUCAAGUGAUAUUUGUCUAUAAACUUUUAACAGAUAAAUACAAAGUGCCAAAAAAGUACAUAAGAGGCCUGGAAUUUGCACCUAAGAAAAAAUGAAUGGAUUUCUAGGAUUGGACGAAUUGGUUGACAUUAAAGGAUAAAAUGGAGUUUUGGACGAAAUUAAUUUAUAAAAAAUUGUUAUAAAUGUGUUCGAUUAUAUUUGUUGCUUACAGUGAAUGACCAUUCAUAAUAAAACAUCAUUCACAAGAUAUAAAA
This is a messenger RNA of Acanthoscelides obtectus, 2005 nucleotides long. The record is from the annotation of a GenBank genome assembly. Lineage: Eukaryota; Metazoa; Arthropoda; Insecta; Coleoptera; Chrysomelidae.